Molecule: messenger RNA, 604 nt
Organism: Ectocarpus siliculosus
Lineage: Eukaryota; Phaeophyceae; Ectocarpales; Ectocarpaceae
Source: the annotation of a GenBank genome assembly
AUGUGCUCGGUUUUGCGGGGAGACAGACCAAAGUUCCCUGAUGAUGCCGAAGCUGAUGGGUUUGAUCUCGCGAAGAAAUGCUGGGCCGGGGAUACGGACAACAGGCCAACGUCCCGUGCGCUCAUGGAGUCUUUCAAUAAUAUCGGUUGGUGGGAGCAAGGGCCGGUGUGUCCUCUGUGUUGAUAUACCAUGUUCUUUGAGUUGAGUACGGGUGGAAUGACCCGGACGAAUUGAUGGCUUUGCGCGGUAAAUUGUUUCCCGCGGGUUCGCAUGUUUGAGAGGACUGGACCAAUAGACAAAGAACGCGUCGAAAACUCGUCCGACCGACAACAUUGACUACAUGCACAGAGAUAAAAACUCUUACUCCGGAGUACAUGAAACCCAACAACCUACAGCAGCACACCCAUGGCCGUUGCAGUCCCGAAAAUAGAUUGCAACAACCACGCCUCAAUCAAAAGAUGUACGGGAGAGCUAUAAUAGAGCAAGAGUGCCCGCCACGCGACACACACUAAAUUAUGUCUACAACCAACAUUUGUUUCCCCGAUGCGCUGAUAUGCACUCUCCGGCGCGAGUAAAUUUCGAAUUCCUUGGCACUACCGUGUCA